UACCAGGUUUAUUCGCAAAUAGCGGCCGGACAAAAGUCGUGUCGGUGUGAAAUACAAUAUUUAGAGACUAGAAGAGAAGUCGUGAAACUUGCUCACAAUGGGCAUUAAGUUCUCCACGUACAGCUAGCUUACGGCUAUCCAAUCAUUUCUUUCUCCGGAAUAAUUUUUAUUUUUAAUUGAAAGAGAGUGUGUGCGAGUGAGUGUAUGUGUGUGCGAGAGCGAGUGUGUUAUUACUAUAGUUAAUUUUGUUGUGUAAGUUGUUAUUCCUCUUCUCCAAGAAUAUCCGAAAUCAUCCGUGCAGAUGUUCAUUGGCUCAGGUUGAAAUGGAUAGAUAUCAUUCAUAUUUACGAUAGACCGCUGUGAGAAAACACUUGUUACUAAUUUCCCUCCCACACUUCUUCACCGAUUGACGAAACUUGUAUCUUAACACAAAACCCAACAUGGUCAAAGAGAAGCCAAAUUCCAUACGCAUUUACGACGACGAAGGAUUUCGCCGACGAGCCGCCUGUAUCUGUGUGCGGUCCGAUGCCGAAACUGAGGUUCUGCUAGUUACAUCUUCAAGGAAACCAGAAAAAUGGAUCGUGCCUGGAGGCGGCGUGGAACCCGAAGAAGAACCUAGCGUCACCGCCACUAGAGAAGUGCUCGAAGAGGCUGGUGUCAUCGGAAAGCUGGGCAGAAGCCUUGGCGUUUUUGAGAACCGGGAACACAAACAUCGGACUGAAGUAUAUGUGAUGACGGUAACGGAGGAGUUGGAGGAAUGGGAAGAUUCAAGAACUAUAUCAAGGAAACGACAGUGGUUCACGAUAGAUGAGGCCUUGGAACAAUUGGCUCUGCAUAAGCCGGUGCAGCGUCAUUAUCUUCAGCAGCUAAAGCGCUCCAAACUUACUUGACUUUAAUGCUUACUGUCAUCAUACGCUUCUGUUAUGGUUAUGUGGGUUUAUAUAUUAUGAAUAUAUAUGAAAAAAAAAUAUAAUAUAUUA
This is a messenger RNA of Nicrophorus vespilloides, 980 nucleotides long. It is a transcript of the gene Aps, whose product is annotated as diphosphoinositol polyphosphate phosphohydrolase 2. The transcript is spliced from 4 exons. Gene Ontology annotation, biological process: diadenosine pentaphosphate catabolic process; diadenosine hexaphosphate catabolic process; adenosine 5'-(hexahydrogen pentaphosphate) catabolic process. Gene Ontology annotation, cellular component: cytoplasm; nucleus. Gene Ontology annotation, molecular function: endopolyphosphatase activity; diphosphoinositol-polyphosphate diphosphatase activity; bis(5'-adenosyl)-pentaphosphatase activity. Bases 441 to 890 code for a protein of 149 amino acids. The record is from RefSeq and is a predicted model, not a curated record. Lineage: Eukaryota; Metazoa; Arthropoda; Insecta; Coleoptera; Silphidae.